Molecule: messenger RNA, 1316 nt
Organism: Manis pentadactyla (Chinese pangolin)
Lineage: Eukaryota; Metazoa; Chordata; Mammalia; Pholidota; Manidae
Gene: CIMAP1B
Product: ciliary microtubule associated protein 1B
Exons: 6
Coding region: 484-1266 (260 amino acids)
Cellular component (GO): cytoskeleton
Source: RefSeq, a predicted model, not a curated record
AAGGGACAGUCAGCCCGUUGCCAGGAAGCGGGAACGGACACAAUGGGGUCUGGAAGUUGGGCCGGGCGGGGUCGGUAAUCUGGGCACCCCACCUAGACUUCCGGACACAGGAGCCACAGGAGUGGGUCAGUGCAUCAACUUCAGGCCCCGCCCCCUCCGGGAACCGCGUCUCCCACGCGGCCCCCUCUCUCCGGUGUCCUCACACGAUGCGCCUAAAAUAUCCCGCCCCGCACCCCAGAACAGGGAAUUAGACCCCCGCAGUACUGAACCCUAACUUGGUGCGCCCACCCCUACUGACCCUGAAGCUCGGUCCCUGCCCCGCGCCUCCCAGAGCCAGGAAGGCUACCGUUUGUUUUUCCGGCGCCCGGGAUACGGGACAGGCCCCGCCCCGAGUCCGCUGCGCUGGAGCCAAGCGGGCGCGGGUCGGGGCUGGCGGCCACCUCUAUCAACAGGUGCAGCGGACUCUAAGCGCCUCCGCGUGCCAUGGGCUCGGACGCCUGGGUGGGUCCUUGGCGGCCGCACCGGCCCCGCGGCCCCAUCGCAGCGCUCUACACUGGCCCGGGACCCAAGUACAAGCUACCACCGAACACCGGCUACACUCUGCACGACCCGUCGCGGCCCCGCGCCCCCGCCUUCACCUUCGGCACACGCCUCCCCACGCAGCAGACGCCGUGCAGCCCGGGGCCUGGCCACCUGGUGCCCGCGCGCAUGACCGUGCGCGGCCCAGACGGCGCCCCAGCCUACUCCAUCUGCGGCCGCCCGCACCACGCAGCGCCCUUCCUCACUCCCGGACCGGGCCGGUACUUCCCGGAGCGAGCAGGGAACGCGGCGUACCCAAGCGCGCCUCAGCACACCAUCGCUCCCCGAAACUGGGGCGUCCACACGGAGAAGCACACCCCAGGUCCCGCGGCCUACACAGUGCCCUCGCUCCUGGGCCCGCGUGUCGUCGUUAAAGCCUCGGCUCCAACUUACUCCCUCUACGGCCGCAGCGCAGUGGGCAGCUUCUUCGAGGACCUCAGCAAGACCCCGGGUCCCUGCGCCUACCACGUGGUGAACCCCGCCAUCUACAAGUCUCGGGCCCCCCAGUUUACGAUGCUGGCGCGGACUUCGCUCCCCCAAGACAAGGCCCAGAACCCCGGGCCCGCAGCCUACAACGUGGACCAGGUGGUCUGCAGCCCAGGGUCAAGGCACCGGAAGCCCCGCGGCUGGACCUUCGGGAUCCGGCACUCGGACUACGUCGCCCGGACGGUGACUGACAUGGACUGAGCCCAGGAGGGCACAGCCCCACGCGAGUCUGCUUAAAGCUUCCGGAGCCA